AUGAGUACUACCGAGAAUGAUGGACCAAAAGCAGCUCGCGACUCUCCUCGAGGGCGAACAACAAUAAAACUUGUUAUUGGUCUUUUGUUACUUGGCUUUGUUGCCUUUGUCAUCCUUGAUUCACUAACAAACAGAUACGUGCGUGACGGAAUCGAUUCAUUCCUCGACUGGAUUGAGGAGAAUUCCGUUGAAGGAAUCUUCCUUUUUGUGCUCGUUUACUUCGCUGCAACAAUUUUGUUUAUUCCCGGCUCAAUUUUAACGCUUGGUGCUGGUUUCGUUUUCGCAUCCUCCUUUGGCCUUGGACUGGGACUUGUUAUUGGAGUGUUUGCUGUUUUUCUUGGAGCAAGCUUGGGCGCCACUGCAUCUUUCUUUAUUGGACGUUACUUGCUCCGGGACCAAGCAACAAAGCUGACGAAGAAGUACGCAGUUUUCGAGGCCUUGGACGUCGCUCUUCAAGAAAACGGCUUGAAGAUUUUGGUCCUGCUUAGAUUGUCUCCAAUUGUUCCUUUCAAUGCUAUCAACUACAUAUGCGGUGUAACGGCUGUAUCAAUUCGCGAUUACAUCCUGGCACUGUUUGCUAUUUUACCUGGUACAACCUUGUACGUGUUUCUCGGCGCUUCAGCUGGAAGUCUUAGUGAUAGUGCUUCAAGUGGCGACGACUCUACUGUUACAAUCACUGUAGUAGUCCUCGGAAUUGUCUUGGGUUUUAUUGCCAUUUGGAUUUCAGCACGUUACGCGAGAAAGGAACUGAACAGGGUUCUUGAACAAAGACGUGCAGAAUCUGAGCAGUCCGAGGAAACAGCUGAGAGUAAUAUUGAACAAGGUGUGGUGAAUCAUCCUCGAGAUAGAGAUUUGGACUGUUCUGAGUGUGAACAAGUUGGGGAUGUCGGACCAGUGGAACUGUCGAUCAAAUGA
Phaeodactylum tricornutum CCAP 1055/1 is the source of this 915-nucleotide messenger RNA. RefSeq lists its product with no specific name. Gene Ontology annotation, cellular component: membrane. NCBI's taxonomy places the organism in Eukaryota, Bacillariophyta, Bacillariophyceae, Surirellales, Neidiaceae. The record is from RefSeq and is a predicted model, not a curated record. The transcript has 2 exons. The coding region runs from base 1 to 915 and encodes 304 amino acids.